Perkinsus marinus ATCC 50983 is the source of this 1326-nucleotide messenger RNA. RefSeq lists its product as hypothetical. The annotation marks the transcript as partial. The record is from RefSeq and is a predicted model, not a curated record. Gene Ontology annotation, biological process: DNA integration. The transcript has a single exon. Gene Ontology annotation, molecular function: nucleic acid binding. NCBI's taxonomy places the organism in Eukaryota, Perkinsozoa, Perkinsida, Perkinsidae.
AUGGCGUCCUGGUCGAUCCCCAAAAAAGAGCUCUACUGUCUCUUCAAAGCCGUUGAGCUGAUGCUCGCUCUGGGUACAGUCACAGAUGAGCAGCAUCCAGAGCUAAAGGGUGAACGUCAAUGGGUUAACCUAUCUGACAGUGCCAUCGCCAUCUACAGAUUGAAGGCUAAGCAUUCUAAAUGUCAAAUGACUCCCCUAGAGACACGGUGGCUCGCUUUCAUCCGAGCAGCGUGCCUUGCCAACAAGUGGAAGGUCGUACAUGUGCCGAGUUCAAGUAACUUGGCCGACGGUCCAUCGCGAGGUAUCCUCCCGGUCACCCCCUUUACGGUUACCUUAGCUGAUGCGCGUCAAGUGGUACAUGGUUCUCCAGUUGUUCAAUACUGCCCCGACGAGUCUAACAACGGCAAGUCCAAGCCAACCGCUAUUGUUGCCGCAAUAUCACAAGUUGAUGACGCGGACCCACUACCCGAUGGUGUGGUGCAACGGUUGCCUAUAAACUACGCCGAGAUCAAGAAGCAUCAACAGGAUGACCCAAUCCUGAAGGAGAUUCGCGCGUGGCACGAAAAUGGUCAAAAAUGGUCUGUUAACUUCAAAUUACCUAGGAGCUUCCUUGAGAAAGAAGGGCCCUUAUACAAGAUCGAUGAUGAAAAUAGGCUAUUGUACCGCAUCACACUUGCUGAUACCAAGGGUGAGGUACAGCCUCGAAUCGCCAUUGCCCACGGUGGAUCUAACACGGACUUCAUCAACGCCAUUAUUGAUGCAGCACACAACAAGUAUUGUCAUCUCGGCUACCCUAAGCUAGCGGAGAUUAUUGGGGCUAUAUAUUAUAUACGUCAUCUCCAGGCGAUGGUCAAGAAACGGUUAUCAACGUGUGAUCCAUGUCAAAGGGUUCACGCACAGAUCAAGCACAAACGCCGUUUCGGGCGUGUCAGAUUCAAAGGCACCGCCCCUGGCCAGGUUAUGGCUGUCGACCACAUGUUAAUGACAGAUGGCAAGAGUGACUCCCACCCCAACAAGAUAUUCCGAGCUAUCAUUUCUAUAACCUGUGGGGUCACUGGGUUUACUUGGCUAAGGUCUACGUUCUCGCUCACUGUCGCUGAGCUAAUAUACCAUCUUGAAGUUCUAUUCGGAGAUUACGGCGCUCCGCGUGUGCUAGUGUUUGAUGGUUAUGGUGUCAAUACGCCUUGGCUCAAUUCUAACCAAUCUCAGCGACUAAAGAAGUGGGCUAGCGUUCUCGGCAUCAUUACAGUCACUAUACCUCCGCAUGGUGGUCCUUAUGCUGGGUGGUAUGAGCGUAAACAUCAGUUCGUGCGACAAGCUCUACAA